UGCAACACUCUACAGUUGGGUGAACAAAAUGGCUGUGAACUCUCUGGACCUGCUCUUCAGAACUCUGGAUGAUUUGGAGUCUGGAGACCUGAGGAGGUUCAGGACCUACCUGUUUGACUCUCAGGAGACCAUGGAGGGGUUUGAGCCCAUCCCCAAAGGAAAGCUGGAGGACAGUGAUGCUACUGAUGUUGCCUCUAAGAUGAAGGAGGCCUAUGGGGGAGACGGCUCCGUGAAAAUGACUCUGACCAUCCUGAGGAAGAUGAAUCUCAACAACCUUGCAGAUAGACUAGAGAGGGAUGCUGCAGAGUCUGGAAAGAGAGAUGAGGGUGCAAUUGUUCAAGACUCAACAAAGGAAGAUGAUGCAAUCGUACAUGAAGUCAAAGAAAAACACAAGAAGUGGAUGAUAAAGAAGUUCGGUAAGAUUUAUGAGUGUAUUGAGGAGGGGAAGAACAAAACACUCCUGAGUAAGAUCUACACAGAGGUCUACAUCACAGAGGGAGAGAGUGAAGGCGUCAACACUCAACAUGAAGUUCGCAGGAUUGAAACACAAUCAAAAUUUCACAAGGACAAAAUCAACUGUAAUGACAUCUUUAAGUGUGUUCUGGAACAUGACAAAAUCCGAACUGUGAUGACCACAGGCAUUGCCGGCAUCGGAAAAACAGUAUGUGUGCAGAAGUUCAUUCUGGACUGGGCAGAAGGAAGCGCCCAUCUGGAUGUUGAUUUCAUAUUCUCACUUCCAUUUCGGCAGUUCAAUUUGAAACAGAAUGUGUCAUGCUCUCUUCUCAAACUCCUCCUUGACUUUCAUCCUGAACUGGAUGAAAAGGUCAUGACUCUCCACCUGCUCAGAAAGUCGAAGAUCAUACUCAUCUUCGAUGGUCUCGAUGAGAGCAAACUCUCCCUGAACAUAGACCAGGACGUAGAUAUAUAUGAUCCCCUGAAGACUGCAUCAGUGGAAGUGUUGAUAGCCAAUCUCAUCAAAAACAACCUUCUGCAAAAUGCAUGUAUUUGGAUAACAUCCCGGCCAGCAGCUGUCAAAUGGAUCCCUCCUAAAUACAUAGACAGGUGGACAGAGGUACAAGGGUUCAAUGAUCAACAGAAAGAUGAAUAUUUCAAGAAGAGGAUUGUGAAUGAAGCUGAAGUCAACACAGUCAUCACCCACAUUAAAAGUUCAAAGAGCCUCUACAUCAUGUGUCACAUACCAGUCUUCUGCUGGAUCUUAGCCACUGUUCUUCUGAAAAUGAUCAAUCAAACCAGCACAAGUCACUUGCCUCAAACACUGACUGAGGUCUACAUCUGUUUUCUGCUCACUGAGACAAACAGGAAGUGCCAAAAAUAUGGCAAAGGUGUCGAACAAGAUGAUAAAAAACGCUUACAGUCUAGCAGAGAGGCUAUUUUAAAGUUAUCUGAACUGGCUUAUAACGAACUGGGGAAAGGUAAUAUAUUGUUUUAUGAAGAAAGUUUCAAAGAGUGUGGCAUCAAUGAAGAUGACAUUACACUGUACUCUGGUAUGUGCUCGGAGUUCUUCAAGAGUGAGUGUGUACUCGACCGACAUAAAGUGUAUUGCUUUGUGCAUCUCAGCAUUCAGGAGUUUCUGGCAGCUUUGUUUAUGUUUCACUCCUUGAUGAAUAAGAACACAGAAGUCUUGGAGCAAUUCUCAUCAAAAGAAUCUUUCUUUACAGAAAUAGGGAGACGUCUGACUAAGUUAUUUAAUGCAGGCUCGAGAGCCCCUACCAUUUCCAUGGCUGAUUUUUUUAGAACAGCAGUGGAUGAAUCCAUGCAGAGGGAAGAUGGACAUUUGGACCUUUUCCUUCGCUUCCUCUUGGGCAUAUCACUGGAGUCUAACCAGAAACUCCUACAAGGCCUUCUGACACACACAGAGAGCAGCACAGACAGUCUCAAGGAAACAGCCAAGUACAUCAAACAAAUUCUGAGUGAGGACACAAAAGUUCCUGAAAGAUGCAUGAACCUGUUAUUUUGUUUAUUGGAGAUGAAGGACAAUUCCCUUCAUCAGGAGAUUCAGCAGUACAUGAACUCUGGAGAAGAGCUCUCACCUUCCCAAUGUUCAAGACUGGCCUACAUGCUUCUGGUAUCAGAUGAAACACUGGAUGAGUUUGACCUGGCUAAGUACAACACAGCAAGUGAUGGUCGUAAGAGACUGCUUGUACUAUUGAGUGCUUGUAGAAAAGCACGAUUGGUUGGUUGUGAUCUCCGAGACAAUUCGUGUGAGGUCCUAACAUCUGCUUUUCAGUCAGAAAACUCCCAGUUGAAAGAGCUGGACUUGAGCUCUAAUCCUCUGAGGGAUUCUGGAGUGAGGUUGCUGUCUGUUGGGCUGAAGCAUACAAACUGCAGACUGGAAACACUGAGACUUGCUGAUUGUAAGCUCACACUUACUACAUGUAAGACCGUAGCUUCAAUCCUACAGUCACCAAACUCCUUGUUAGAGCUGGACCUGAGUAAAAAUGACUUGGGGGACUCUGGAGUUCAGCUUCUCUGUACAGGAAUGUACAGUCCCCACUGCAAACUGCAGACAUUAAGAUGUGCAGAGAGUAAACUCACAGAUAAGUUCUGUGAGAUCGUGGCUUCAGUUCUACAGUCACCAAACUCCCUGCUACAGCUGGACUUCAGUCACAAUGACCUGGGGAAUUCUGGAGUACAGCUUCUCUCUAAUGGACUGUCUAAUCGUCACUGCAAACUGCAGACAUUAAGGCUCUCUGAUUGUCUCAUGUCAGGGAAGGGUUGUGGUUUUCUGGCUUCAGCUCUGACAUCAAACCCCUCCCAUCUAAAAGAGCUGGAUCUGAGCUACAAUCAUCAUGGAGAAUCAGGGCUGAAGCUGUUAUCUGCUAGACAGGAGGAUCCUGUCUGCAAACUGGAAAUACUUAAAACUGACAAUGCUUCCGUAAGCAGAGCACGGCCACGUUUACUGAGAUAUGCCUGUGAGCUCACAUUGGACCCAAACACAGCACACAGAAGUCUCUCUCUCUCUGAGGGGAACAGAAAGGUGAAACAUGUGAGUGAGGAACACCCGUAUCCUGAACACCCAGAGAGAUUUGACCUGUGGGAACAGGUGUUGUGUAAAGAGGGUCUGACUGGACGCUGCUACUGGGAGGUUGAGUGGUUUGGGGAGAUAGCUGACAUAGCCGUGGCCUACAAAAGCACCAAGAGGAAAGGGGAUGAUGAUGACACCCUGCUGGGAUGCAAUUCCAAGUCCUGGCGUCUGUUCUGCUCUCCUGACCUUUACUCGGUCAAGCACAGUAAUAAACGCACCGACAUACCUGCCCGCUCCUCCCACUCCAGAAGAGUAGGAGUGUACCUGGACUGGCCGGCCGGCACUCUGUCUUUCUACAGCGUCUCCACUGACAAACUCACCCACCUGCACACGUUCCACUCCACAUUCACUGAGCCCCUCUGUCCAGGGUUCUGGGUGUGGGAUUUCAACUCCCCAGUGUCCUUGUGCCAGAUCACAUGAGCUCCUCCUCCAAAUAAGUAUGUCCACCUGUCACCUGUGUAACGUUCUGGCUCAGGUACAUAUGUACAUCGAAGGGGAGACCAAACACAGUUUUGAAAUAAUAAUAAAUUAAUUUCUUUAAUAAGGUUAAGAGAGACUAGGGUCAAGGAAUAAAGAUAAAAGUGUAGUGAGGUGUUAGUCAGUAGCCGUUAACUGACUGAACGCCGCCUCAUCCGCGGCUAGGUUUAACCGGCCAUUCCCCGGCUAGGUCAGUGAGGACAAGAGGCGAGAUAUUCCAAAGCCGCCUCGGUGUAGGCGUAAACAUGUAAGAACUGGGUGUGAAGUUGAACAGUGACGUACAACAACAUAGGCGUCGAAGUCUCGUGACACUAGCCUACUGUCAUUCUCAAAACAGCGGUGCAGCUCUCUGUCAAGUUCUCUGCUCAUCCGUUUGAUAUUUCUAGAUCUUCUGACUAAGUUUACUCUACUUAUCCAAACUGACGACAUCACCACUGUCACUAGAUAUAAAGCAAACAUUGAUUUUCACUCGGUGCUAUUCACUGACCGUAAAAAAGUGUCAUUAGUAGCCUAUGCAGUAUGCACCUGUUCUAUACAGUCUGGUAUGCACUGUUGUUUGUGGCUAGCUAGACUUGCUAGCUCGAUGUGACACAAUAUUGUAGCGCGGCUCGGAUAUGCUUGUGUUACGUUCAUGCAAGGGGGAAAUGUAGCCUACGGCUAAGAUGGUUAAGCAGCCUGUUGUCAUAAGAUAGUUGACGGUUACGCAUUAUAUAGGUGUACUAGACUAGUUAGCUGAUGUGUUGUGGGAUAAGGGGUUUAUGUUACGGGAUGCCACCCAUGUUGUGGGAUAUAGCCACGGGGAUCUUAAACAGGCCACUUCCAUGUAAUGUCAUUCCUCAUAUUCAUCUGGUAAUAAACAUUUCCUAACAGAGUAAUUCUUGCCUCGUCACAAUAUCAACUCUCCACUCAUUCCGCUUGGACUAUGCAUUAUACAUUUCACUGCCUCACGUCUGCCAGGUUCCAAACUGUCUUCCUAACAGUUACAAUCAGUAUUUUUGUGAUAACAACAAAACAGCUCUGCAAAGUUUAAACCAACGAUGCUAAUCGCGACUAGCGAUUAGCCAUUUAAAAUGCAGAGCCUACCCUCAUAAGGAGACCUCUCCAAUUCAGAAAAAUGCAUUAAACUAAAAUUAGACAACGUUGUUAUGUUUCUUAAACCUUAGGGUGGGUAUGAUAUAGGCCUAGCCUACAUGCUUUAACGAAAUACGUUGUCAAUGGUUAUUUGAGCAAGCUAGCCAAGGUCUAGCUAAUUUAUCCUGGCUGUAGAUAAAGCAGGAUAGGCUAUGUUUUCCCAAUAUGUUAGCAAUUAAUAAAUAAAUGCUGAGAUGUUUGGCGAUUUAAUUGCCAUUGACAUUUGAAAGAACAGUGUGCUAGAUGGACCACAAGGACCAGUGUUAAUAUGUGAACAGUAUGAUGAUGAUCUGACAGCUGUGCUCAGCAUACAGUCAGUCAGCUGUUUGCUGAUUUUAAGUCUUUCAGCAGUGUGUGCACAACUCUCGUUGUUGACAGCUCCGCCCAUGUCUCAGCUAGCCGCCGCAUAGCCGGCUCGCGUGCUCACUGCAGUCGCCCCGGCGAUAUGUGUACCCUCAGGGGAGGACAAUUGGCAGCGUAAAUCACCUCGGCGAUUAGCCGGCUAUCAGUGAGUACAGUCGGGACUAGCCGCCUAAAAGCCCGUGCAUCGCCGGCUAGCUGUGCAGUCAGUAAACGGCUAGUCUUGGGGGGGGGCGCAGCCAAUCAGGCACACCUGGGUAG
This is a messenger RNA of Sardina pilchardus (European sardine), 5275 nucleotides long. RefSeq names its product NACHT, LRR and PYD domains-containing protein 12-like. The coding region runs from base 29 to 3466 and encodes 1145 amino acids. Lineage: Eukaryota; Metazoa; Chordata; Actinopteri; Clupeiformes; Clupeidae. Gene Ontology annotation, molecular function: protein binding. The record is from RefSeq and is a predicted model, not a curated record. The transcript is spliced from 11 exons. Gene Ontology annotation, biological process: intracellular signal transduction.